Messenger RNA from Effrenium voratum, 375 nucleotides. NCBI's taxonomy places the organism in Eukaryota, Dinophyceae, Suessiales, Symbiodiniaceae. The record is from the annotation of a GenBank genome assembly.
CGGUCCUAUGGGCACCGCGCCACCAGCAGCUCCACGUUCGCCAUGUCGGCCCCGGAGCCGGAGCCCGCGGAGCCGGGCGUUGCUUCUGGCGCGGCUGAGCUAGGGGUCGCUUUGGAGCGGGCGGCCGGGCCCACGCUGCUUCACUUCACCCGAGAGGACGGCCGCGUCCGUGCGCUCCGCGCAGAGGAGGAGGUCUCGGCACGGCAUCUGGCGGGGCGCUUCCUCGCGGAGGAGGCGGCGAAGCGGCGCAAGGUGACGGGCUCGAAUUUGGACGAGCGCGCCCGCCUGCUGCGGGAGAGCCAGCACCAGGCGGCAGAGCAGAUCUUGCGCGCGAGCAAAGUGGCGGAGCUUCUCUCAGUGCCGGGCGAGAUACGC